Molecule: messenger RNA, 1245 nt
Organism: Clarias gariepinus (North African catfish)
Lineage: Eukaryota; Metazoa; Chordata; Actinopteri; Siluriformes; Clariidae
Exons: 1
Coding region: 1-1245 (414 amino acids)
Source: RefSeq, a predicted model, not a curated record
AUGCCAGAGGCGUGUCUACACACGCUCACACACCUGAGUCAGACAGAGAGACGGGAGAACAGCUGUGUUCCACUCCUCCCCUCAUCCACUCCUCCACUUAUCCACUCCUCCACUCAUCCUCUCAUACACACCUCCCCUCAUCCACUCCUCCCCUCAUCCACUCCUCCACUCAUCCCCUCAUCCACUCCUCCACUCCUCCCCUCAUCCCCUCAUCCUCUCGUACACACCUCCCCUCAUCCACUCCUCCCCUCAUCCACUCCUCCACUCAUCCCCUCAUCCACUCCUCCACUCCUCCCCUCAUCCCCUCAUCCUCUCGUACACACCUCCCCUCAUCCACUCCUCCCCUCAUCCACUCCUCCCCUCAUCCACUCCUCCCCUCAUCCUCUCAUCCACUCCUCCGCUCAUCCACUCCUCCACUCCUCCCCUCAUCCCCUCAUCCUCUCGUACACACCUCCCCUCAUCCACUCCUCCCCUCAUCCACUCCUCCCCUCGUCCACUCAUCCCCUCAUCCUCUCAUCCACUCCUCCGCUCAUCCUCUCAUCCCCUCAUCCACUCCUCCCCUCAUCCACUCCUCCACUCAUCCCCUCAUCCUCUCAUCCUCUCAUCCUCUCGUACACACCUCCCCUCAUCCACUCCUCCCCUCAUCCUCUCAUCCCCUCAUCCUCUCAUCCUCUCAUCCUCUCGUACACACCUCCCCUCAUCCACUCCUCCCCUCAUCCUCUCAUCUCCUCAUCCACUCCUCCACUCAUCCACUCAUCCACUCCUCCCCUCGUCCACUCCUCCCCUUGUCCACUCAUUCUCUCGUCCACUCCUCCCCUCAUCCACUUCUUCCCUUGUCCACUCCUUUCCUCAUCCACUCCUUCCCUCAUCCACUCAUCCACUCAUCCACUCCUCCCCUCGUCCACUCUUCCCCUUGUCCACUCUUCCCCUUGUCCACUCAUCCUCUCGUACACACCUCCCCUCAUUCACUCCUCCACUCAUCCACUCAUCCACUCCUCCCCUCGUCCACUCCUCCCCUCGUCCACUCAUCCUCUCGUCCACUUCUCCCCUCAUCCACUUCUUCCCUUGUCCACUCCUUCCCUCAUCCACUCAUCCUCUUGUACACUCCUCCCCUCAUCCACUCCUCCCCUCGUCCACUUAUCCCCUCGUCCACUCAUCCUCUCGUCCACUCCUCCCCUCAUCCACUUCUUCCCUUGUCCACUCCUUUCCUCAUCCACUCCUUCCCUCAUCCACUCAUCCUCUUGA